Molecule: messenger RNA, 1819 nt
Organism: Spinacia oleracea (spinach)
Lineage: Eukaryota; Viridiplantae; Streptophyta; Magnoliopsida; Caryophyllales; Amaranthaceae
Product: zinc finger CCCH domain-containing protein 11
Exons: 10
Coding region: 222-1322 (366 amino acids)
Biological process (GO): cytoplasmic translation
Cellular component (GO): cytosol
Molecular function (GO): mRNA binding; metal ion binding
Source: RefSeq, a predicted model, not a curated record
CCUUUUCCCAUCUUGUAUCUAUAGUUCCAUACUCCAUAGAGUUCAAGAAAUGUCGAAAUUCCUAAAAGUCUAAAAAACCCUAGAUUAAGGAAUUGGGAAAUUCCUCUUCUCUUCCGUUCAAUUCAUCACUCCGUUCGACAACACUCAUUGAAUCUUGAUUGUUGUUUUGCAUGAUUGUUUGGUCCACAAUCUGUCGCUGCUGCCACCAGAACCGUUGAAAGAUGCCGCCAAAACAGUCGAAAGCCGAUAUUGCGAAGAAGCAGAAGUUAGUUGAGGAUAAGACAUUUGGUCUUAAGAACAAGAGCAAGAGUAAGAGUGUCCAGAAAUAUGUUCACAGCCUCCAAUCAUCCGUCCAACCUAAAAUUGACCCUAAAAAGACUGAAGCUAAGAAAAAGAAGGAAGAAGAGAAGGCUAGGGAGAAAGAGCUGAACGAUUUGUUUAAGAUUGCUGUUACCCAGCCCAAAGUUCCAGUUGGUGUUGAUCCAAAGUCUAUACUGUGCGAAUUUUUUAAGGCAGGGCAGUGUUCAAAAGGUUUUAAAUGCAAAUUUUCACAUGAUUUAAAUGUGCAGAGGAAAGGAGAGAAGAUUGACGUGUACACAGAUAAGCGUGGUGAUGAAGGAACAAUGGAGGAAUGGGAUCUAGAAACCUUGGAAAAAGCUAUUGCUGAGAAGAGUAAGGAGUACAAUCAGAACAAACCAACCGAUAUUGUGUGUAAACAUUUUCUGGAUGCAGUGGAGAGAAAACAAUAUGGUUGGUUCUGGUCAUGUCCAAAUGGUGGUACGAAAUGUAUGUACAGGCAUGCUCUUCCUCCUGGUUAUGUUCUAAAAUCUCAAAUGAAGGCUCUGCUAGAGGAAGAGGCUGAUAAGAUGGCCAUUGAAGAUGAAAUCGAGGAUCAGCGGUCAAAAGUGAAGACUACAACUCCCAUGACUACAGAAUUGUUUUUACAAUGGAAGCAGAAAUUGGCGGACGAAAAAGCCGCUAACAUGGCUUCUCAGAGCAUGGAGAGAGCAAAGAAUGAUAGAAUGAGUGGACGAGAAUUAUUUAUGGCAAAUGCUAGCUUGUUUGUCGAUGAUAUUGGGGCAUGGGAGGAAUAUGAAAGGGACGAAUCUGAAAAUAAGGAGGCAAAUGGUAAAGCGGACAACGGCAGUUCAGCUCAGAAUGAUGUCCCGAGCUCCUCUUCAGGUGCAGCGAAUAAUGAUGAUGACGAGGACGAUGAGCUGGAUGACCUUGACGAUGACCUGGACGAGGACGAGUUGGAAGAGCUGGAAGCUAGUUUGUCGAAAACAUCUAUCCAAAUAAAAGAGCCAGGUCCCAGUGUGUAAAAUUAUCAAGACUCAUUACAAGUGAUGGGCUCGCGGUGGUUGACCCAAAUCAACCACUUGUACCUAAAUAACCCGAACAGCCCCGAUAGUUCUGUAAAUUAAACAGCUUGAUGGGUCUACAAUGCCGGACUUUUUUUGUUUUUGAUAGAAUUGAACUAUUGAAGGUCGAAGUUUAUGAACAAGUUUAGAAGUUUAGGGUUUCAGUUUUGGUAUGGGGCUGAUGCCUUGGAGUGGCAUGGGGGUAAACUCUUUAUGACCAAAUUUGGAGAUCUAUUCCUUUCUAGAAUUCUAGUAUACCCAUGUGGGUUUGUUUUCAUUUUACUUUGUACUUCCUCCAUUCCGGAAAUAUCGCAUCAUCUGUUUUUUACACUAUUCACAGUACGACUUUGGCCAUUUUUUGUGAUUAGUCACGUGGGGCCAUGGUAGAUUCGUAUCGAUAUAUAUUAUCUAAAUGUAUAUUACUUUUUUUUAUAAUUUUACUUGCACACGAUUUGAGA